This is a messenger RNA of Durotheca rogersii, 1455 nucleotides long. RefSeq names its product NAD(P)-binding protein. Bases 411 to 1310 code for a protein of 299 amino acids. The transcript has 2 exons. Lineage: Eukaryota; Fungi; Ascomycota; Sordariomycetes; Xylariales; Xylariaceae. The record is from RefSeq and is a predicted model, not a curated record.
AGCGGCCAGCUCGAGUGGCUGAUAUCAGCCAUAGUCGCUCUAACCCGCAUCGGGCAAUGGCUUAUCCUCGGAUGCUCCACCUGUCGACAUCUGUGACUACGCCGUCUUUCGACACAGCUACUAGGCAACUAAUCGGCCGUGGACUGUAUAUUGUGCCCCUGGAGCUUCUCAUCUUCAUGGCUGCGCAGGCGAAGAAGAGGGUAUCCCUUAAUCUUGUCUUGCCGGACCGGCUACCCGCCAGCAAAACACGUGCAUAUAAAUCAGCCUACCCCCCAGGGCGCAAGAAGAUAGGUAGGUAAGUAGGUAGGUAUACCAACCGAACUCCUGAUCGCUCCCACAUAUCUCCAUCAGUACCUAGUUGUCCCAUCUGCUCUUCAAUAGCAGUUCGUUUACGCCAACCACAAGCCACCAUGCGCAUCUUCGUCACCGGUGCCUCCGGCUUCAUCGGAAAAUCGGUCACCAAAGAGCUCCUCGGCGCAGGCCACACCGUCUUAGGCCUCGCUCGCUCCGACGAGGCGGCCGCGGCCCUGACUGCUCUUGGAGCCGACGUUAAGAGGGGUUCCCUCUACGACUUAAACGCCCUCAAGCAGGGGGCUGCUGCGUCUGAUGGCGUGAUCCACCUGGCGUUUGUUCACGAUUUCGCCGACUUCGCCCAGAGCUGUCAAACCGACCAAGAAGCUAUCCGGGCUAUGGGUGACGUGCUCGCCGGGUCGAGCCGCCCUCUGAUAAUCACCUCAGCGACUAUGGUGCUUCCCCACGGCCGUGUCGGGACAGAAGACGACUCCUACGACCCCUUAUGGCCCAAGUCCGCCGCUCGUGGGCAGUCGGAGACGUUGGCCAAGAGUCUGGCUUCCGAGGGGAUCCGCACAGCAGUCAUGCGGCUCGCACCGGUGAGUCACGGCGACGGUGACCACAUGUUUAUGCCCGCCCUGAUCGCCACGGCGCGUGAGAAAGGCGCCUCGGCCUACGUCGGCGACGGCCUGAACCGCUGGCCUGCGGUCCACUAUUUGGACACGGCCGUUGCCUAUCGAUUGGCUUUAGAAAAGGCCCGCCCCGGCUCCGUAUUCCACGUCGUGGCAGAGGAUGUCAGGAUGAAGGACAUUGCGGCAGUUAUUGGCGAGAAACUUAGCCUCCCAGUCGAGUCGAAGUCCAAGGAGGAAGCCCAGGCGCACUUUGGUCCGUUUCUCGGCCCCCUUGUUAGUGUGGAUAACCCUACCUCGAACAGGAAGACUCGGGAAGUUCUGGACUGGCACCUUCGAGAGCGUACGCUCCUGGCUGAUCUUCGAGAUGGGAAAUACUUCGAGGCGUGAUCUAUCUGGCAGAAAGGAUCCCCAAAAAGAAAAAUUCGCAUCAAUCCCGGACAAGUUAUGGUGGCUAGGUUAUUAUAUUUACAGUGUAUCAUAAUCUAGACGUAGUACGAGCGUGAAUUACUAUUACACUGAUUUUGUCCGUUGA